Molecule: messenger RNA, 3781 nt
Organism: Hyalella azteca
Lineage: Eukaryota; Metazoa; Arthropoda; Malacostraca; Amphipoda; Hyalellidae
Exons: 17
Coding region: 133-2118 (661 amino acids)
Biological process (GO): protein O-linked glycosylation via N-acetylgalactosamine
Cellular component (GO): Golgi membrane
Molecular function (GO): beta-1,3-galactosyl-O-glycosyl-glycoprotein beta-1,3-N-acetylglucosaminyltransferase activity
Source: RefSeq, a predicted model, not a curated record
CCAACGUUUCUGACGAAUAGUUUUAUUGCAUCCCGUUGGGACUUGGGACUGCUGUAACAACUGAAGCCCCUUGCAGACAUGGACACGUCUCCAAAGCUCCAAUAAACAUCAAACAAGAAGAGAAGCUGAACAAUGAGGAUCAUUUUAACAUUAUGUCGGCUACUGCUUCUUGCGGCAGCCAUUGUUGUUGGCUACUAUUUUGUGAGUUCUGUUGUGGAUUUCAUCCUCUCAUCUGGACAGAAGAAAGUCCCUGAGCUCUACAUUGGAAAUGCAACGCGUGCUGAACUCUACCAUGCUGAGCCACCAAAGGAGUGGCUUUCUGUAGGAGCAGUUUUGCCAAAUUGUGGUCUCCCUGAACUGUGCCCUGAAGACCACGUGCCAGUCAGUGUUUCAUCCCAUCCUAGUGACAUGCCAAGGAUCUGCAUUGCUGGCAAAUUUGUCACAGAACUUGGUGUGAAUGGAGGUGGUCGUGGCAUCAACGUGGCUGUUGUUGACCCUGUCACUCUCCAGCCUGUUAAAGCCCGAAGUUUUGACACUCACAACUUGGAGUCUGAAGCUCUGGAAGACUUUCUUCGUGAUGACAUAGCAGCGGGUCAGAUCGUAGUCCUGCUGACAUUUGACGAGGCAUCAAGGAAUCUCUCCCACCACGCACGUCAUCUCAUUGCUCGCCUUGGGAGCGGACAGAUCCAGAACCUUGGGUAUCAGGAUCAGUGGUACAUGAUCGGCCAGGAAGGCAUCAAAGGAUUCACACCCUACGAGCAAAUCCUGGGCAGAGGAGAGGAUAACAGCAUCGCCGCCGCGGCCUGCGUCCCAAAACACGUGCGUGGGUUGCCGAUAGCUCCUGACGCGAGCCUCUCCUACAACGCUGCUCGCGCUACCUUCUGCGCCCGCCGUCCGUACCUCCAGCACCUCUGCUCUGUCACGGGUCAAUACGAGCCCGUGGGCGUAUGCGAGGCGCCCGUGAGCCGCGGUCUAUCGGACAGCCCGCUGCUGAGGGCGCCUGUGCUGGUGCUGGGGCAAACGGAUCUGCCGACCCUCGCCCUCACCCUCCAAACCCUCGCGGCUCAGUCAGCUCUCGUGCCGAGGUUGGUGGUGGUGGCGUUUGAACCUCUCCUACUGCCAGACGCGCGGGAGCUGGCGCAGCUCUUCAACUUUUCAGUUCUGCCCGUCACUGAUGCCGCCAAUAGAGCUGAGUUCGUGGAGCGCAGCAUGGAGCACGUGGCCCGGGAGUACGUGAGCAGCUCGCACGUGGUCAUACUUGAGGAAGGCGCUGUGCUCAGCCCUGACUUCUUCCCGUACGUGGCCGCCGUCCUGCCCCUCCUCGCUGAACCCAGAGCCAUGGCUGUGUCCGCGUGGAAUCCUAACGGCUACAGCGGGGUGAACGGCAGAGCAAGCGCGGUGCUGCGGGUUUCGGACACGCCGCGCGUGGCGUUCGUGGUCACGCACCACGUCCUCACGCAACACCUGCUAACUUCUCGCAACACAGGGUCGGCUGGAUGGGAGAGCUGGGUGGCGGGUGACUGGGUGGCGGGAGGCCGACUAGCGGGUGGCGGGGUGGCGGGAGGCCGACUGGCGGGUGGCGGGGUGGCGGAAAAAUGGGUGGUGGUCCCUGAAGUGUCCCGGGUGCUGGUGCGGCCGUCUGCCCCGCACCUGCAGCGCCUCCGUCACCAGACGCUCGUACAGCAGCUCUUCUUCAGGCUCAGGCGCACCAGCCUGCGCUACGUGGAAGUGACGGGCGUGGAGCAGCUCAGAGGAGACCACUACACGCGCCUCCUGCAGCAGCUCCUGGACCGCGGCGACCUGUGGCGCGUCACGGCCGAGGAGGUGCGACGCUGCGCAUCUAACGAGAAACAGCUCGUUCUGCCCACGACGAGCAAUAAUGCGUCGGCUGUGGUGCUGCCGUACCGAGAGAGCGCCGCGUCGGAGACCUGGUCAGGGCUGGCGCUGCUGUGCCGCUGUUUUGGGCUCUUCGACUUCGGCGAUUCGGGCCAACCCAAGGGUCUCUACCAGGGCAUUCUGAGGUUCAGCAUCAAUGAGCGGGACGUGUUGCUGCUCAGCGACCGCAGUCCCUUCUUCGCCGGCAGUCCUCACGUCGCAGCGGCUCCCACGCUGCCGUGAACUGAACUUGCAAAAACCUGUCACAAUUUUCAGUAUUGUGUUCUAGUCAGCAAUUCGACUGCCAUUGCGAUUUUUUUCCAUUUUUACUUACAUUCAAUAAUCAUUCUGUACAUACGGUCAUGGAAUGUUAGAAUAUCUCGAUGGUUGUUUAGUAUUUAUAUUGUACGCCAAAUGAGUAAUGUGUGCCAAAGUUAUUAUCGUAUCGUUACUUGUUUAAGCUAAAAUUAGGUUUGAUGCUUAUAACUUACUAUUCGCUGAAAACUUUUACUAUUGGUUAUAUUGCUACUUUUCGUAUAGGUUUGAAACUGCGUCAGUUUCUUGGUCUAACUUACUGGCGGCACCUGUAACUAUCUCUUCGUGAAUAUCACGAUGAGCAAGUCAUGUAAGUAUGACAAUGUAAUUAAAUCGAUAAAAUUUAAGAGGUAGAAUGAUUGCUAAAGGUGCGUCGAUCCCUGUUUUUAUACAAGUGGUUCUGAAGAUCAUCGUUUUUGGCAAUAUUUAUCUCUACACAGUCAAGAUGAGAAUAAGAGAUUGUUGUGUGUGGAAGACUCGCGUCACGGGAAUCUGAUUUUUUACGAUGCUUGAAUAAUUUUUGCUUCCGUCAGCAAAAGCCUAUGGUGCAAGAUGGGAGUGACAAAUGAUGAUGGGAGUGUGUACGUUCGCUGAAUUCAUUAACGUGUAAGAUGGAAUGAGAUGCUGCUGGACAUGUUCGAAUGAGAGCAUUUGUAUUAGGACCUGAGCUCAAUCCAAGGAGUUCAAAUCGUGAGAAUGACAGGAGAAUCUCUGAGCUACUGGAGUAGCUUUUGUGUUUGGAGAUAGAAACUAUCAAGCUCAUCGCACAACCGCGUAAUCGUAUUUAGCUAUAAAAUUUUUAGUAACAAAUAAGGUCCAUCCGCUCAUACUUUUCAUUGUGUCUCCUAUAAUGCAUUAUUCAUGCAUACUGUACGUUUUUCUUAGUAAUGUUGAUAACAUUGACAAAAUGCGGAGCCGUGCUAGCCGAAAUGGGUGUAUGGGUGCCACAUUACUGUCAGGCGUUUAGUGGAAUAGGUUUGGAAACUUCAUCGUUAUUAAUGUAAAUUCGAGUACCAUGAGAAAGUUUAGUUUUAUGCCAAAUAUAAGUGAUCAAGGUAAAUGAUACCAGGAGGUAACUGUGAUAUGAGGACUUAUCUUUAGUAUGCAACAUAUACAAAAAUUCUGGAAUAGUAAUCGAUCUGAACAGGAACUACGGUUCGAGCUCAUGAAUUUCCUAAAGAAGUCAAUUGGGUCGUUUUGAUUUACUUUAAGAUUUUUUAGAAAACCUUGCACCUCGGAAAAGUUCUUGCUCUAGAAAAAUUGUGUUGAUGGCUCAAAGUACCAUGAAAUAACUUAAAAAGCAAAAAAUAUAAAGACUAUUUUAUAUAUUUCCUGUGUGACUUGCAAAAUUACAGUACCAGCGCCAAAAAAAUUUAAAUCACCCCGUUACACGGUACCUCGGAUGUCUUUUCUUAAUUUCCCAUAUAAGCAAGCAUUUUAAUGAGCAACUAUGGCUAUGUGAGAGUUUAUUUCGUUGCACGUCAAUUCAGUAAAAUUUUGGAAUCGUGGACUUCGAAAACUCGUUUGCAAUUUCGAUUUUUGUCAAGCUUAAAAAACCCGAGAUGCUAAUUAAAUUUUGACCAUAUCAAUU